Molecule: messenger RNA, 3089 nt
Organism: Anthonomus grandis grandis
Lineage: Eukaryota; Metazoa; Arthropoda; Insecta; Coleoptera; Curculionidae
Gene: mei-9
Product: DNA repair endonuclease XPF
Exons: 15
Coding region: 144-2888 (914 amino acids)
Biological process (GO): resolution of meiotic recombination intermediates; nucleotide-excision repair involved in interstrand cross-link repair; double-strand break repair via homologous recombination
Cellular component (GO): nucleotide-excision repair factor 1 complex
Molecular function (GO): single-stranded DNA endonuclease activity; damaged DNA binding; single-stranded DNA binding
Source: RefSeq, a predicted model, not a curated record
GAUGUAGAAUACAAUUGACCUUCUACCUUCCAAUUGACAUGACACAACAUAACCUCUAUUAUAUUAUAUAGACAAAUGAAAAAUGUAAACAAACAACAGGAAAAUGGAACUAAACAAAAAGUUUUAAAUUACAAUAUUUAAAAAUGGAUUUAGAAAACUCUCAAAUAGAUUCGUUACUGGAUAAAGUUAAUAUAGAGUUUAUGCUAGAGUUUGAAACUCAAAUUUUCUUAGAUAUAGUACGCACAGACGGUUUAGUUAUCGCCGCCAAGGGCCUUAAUCUAGAUUUAGUGUUACUGAACAUCUUGAAAGUCUAUCAGGAUCCAGGCAAUCUUGUGCUGGUAUUAAACGCCACAGAAGCGGAGCAAAAACACUUUGAUGAGAAGCUUAACUGUCAACAUGUCUAUAUUGAACAUGACAAUGCACAGUUUAGAAUGGAAGAAUAUCUCUGUGGUGGGAUCCACUUUGUUCCAUCAAGAAUCCUGGUAGUUGAUUUAUUAAAAAAACGACUGCCCAUUGAUAAAAUAACAGGAAUAAUAGUUUUAAGGGCACAUAGAAUUUUUGAAAGCUGUAACGAGGCUUUUAUUUUAAAACUCUACAGGCAGCACAACAAAACAGGUUUUAUCAAAGCAUUUUCAAACAGUCCUCAGAGUUUCACAGUGGGUUUUUGUCAAGUAGAAAGGGUGAUGAGGGCUCUGUUUGUAAAGGAGUUACAUAUAUGGCCCAGAUUUCAUGUCUUAGUGAGGCAAAGUUUAAAGAAACAUGAACCACAGGUAAUAGAGCUUCAUAUUCCAAUAACCGAACAAAUGAAAAAACUACAAACCUAUAUCUUAGAAAUAAUGAAUGCUACAGUAAAAGAACUAAAAAGGUUGAAUCCUGGUCUGGAAAUGCAAGAGAUAACAGUCGAAAAUUGCCUUACAAAGAAAUUCCAUAAAAUUUUACAGGCACAGAUGAACUUGAUUUGGCAUCAACUUAAUGACAAAAGCACCAGGCUGAUAGCGGAGCUGAAAGCAUUGAGACAUUUGCUUCUAUCAAUGUUUUACUCAGAUCCAGUGAGUUUUUAUGCAACCCUCCUGGAAUAUCGAAAGGUAGAAUAUGCCAGGACCGCUGAUUGGGUCUUAAACUCUUCUGCGGAAUUGCUAUUUAGAGAUGCAAGUGCUUUGGUAUUUUCAGGAGAUCGAGAGUUUAACCCUCAGUUUUGUCCAAAAUGGGAUGCUCUGCUGGAAAUUUUAAAAAUUGACAUCCCUGCACACAUUAAGAAGUCUGGUAACACUGAAAAUACCACUGUUUUAAUCUUGUGUAAUGAUAACAGGACUUGUCAUCAGUUAAAUGAGGUCUUGACUUCUGGGCCAUUUCACUACAUGUUCUUCUUAGCGUUAAAAAAGAAAAUUUCAUUCAAAUCUGUGAGCAGCAAGUUUAAAAACUGUCCCGAACUACCUGACAUAGCAAGGAAUGAAGAACAACCGCCAAAACAGUCAAAACACAACAAAAAGCAAAAAACUGGCAAAGAGCAAGAGAGCACAUCUGCUGAAAAGCAAGAGUCACAAGAAGAGGUUGAGGACAAUGAAGAUUUUCAAAGCACAUAUAUUUUGACUAUGAGUCAGAGUGUUUUGGAUGAUUUUGAUGAAAGUGCUACUAAAGAUCAGAGCAGUAUGGAUGAAUCUGCUUUCACACCAUUUACACAGAUGGAAAACAUGAAUCUGACCCAAAUAUGUGAAUCUCUCACAGCUCCAAAGAUUCUCAUUCAAACUUUUAAGGGUGGCGAAAACUACAUAAGCCUACAAAACAAUUUGCAGGUUCUAAAGCCCAAUUAUGUGAUAAUGUAUCAUAGUAAUAUAACUGCUGUAAGGGAAAUUGAGAUGUAUGAAGCCCAUAGGCAAAGUGAGACACCCUUAAAAGUAUAUUUCUUGAUACAUGCCACCACAGUGGAGGAACAAUCUUAUUUGACCACUCUGAGAAGGGAAAAGGAGGCUUUUGAGUUUUUAAUAGAAACGAAGGCUACUAUGGUUGUACCAGAAGACCAAGACGGAAAGUCCGAACAUAGUGCUGCAUUGCAAAGGGGAGGUCUAACACCGGAAAAAAACACCAGAAAAGGAGGCCAACAAGAAGAACCCGUCAAGAGACUUGUGAUUGUGGAUAUGAGAGAAUUUAGGAGUGAUUUGCCUUCGCUUAUUCAUAAGAGAGGAAUCGAAAUUGAGCCGGUGACAAUAACUGUUGGUGAUUAUAUUCUUACACCAGAAAUUUGCGUGGAAAGAAAAAGCAUAUCAGAUUUAAUAAGUUCUCUAAAUUCCGGUAGAUUGUACCAACAAUGCACCCAGAUGCAAAGGUUUUAUACUAAACCGAUGCUUUUAAUAGAGUUUGAUCAAAAUAAGCCAUUUGGUUGGAAUAGUCAUUACAUGAUAUCACGAGACGACGACAACUUUAACAUUCAGGAAAAACUAAUCUUGCUUACUAUGCAUUUUCCCAAAUUAAGGAUUAUCUGGAGUCCAAGUCCCUAUGCAACUGCUCAGCUGUUUGAAGAAUUAAAGCAAGGAAAAGAAGAACCUAGCAUAGAAAAUGCCAUGGCUAUUGGCGGAGAUGAGGACCUCGAUAGCAUUGAAACAAAAUAUAACUCUACCAUCUAUGAUUUUGUUCAGAAACUACCUGGAAUAAGUUCUAAGAAUUUAGACGUGUUUUUAAGGAAAGGCGUUAAUAUGCUGAAUAUUAUAAAAAUGUCUGAGGAAGAAUUAAAAGAUAUACUUGGAAAUUCAGCUGAUGCAAGAGCUCUUCAUACAGCUUUACAUUCGGAGGCAAUACCGAAGAAUGAACAAAAAGAAAAACCAAAAUUCAGUAAAGGAAGAGGAGGAUCUUCUAGUAGAGGGUUUUACUCUAGAGGGAGCAGAGGAAAGUGAUUUAAUUUUGAAGAAAGUUAAAUAAUUAGAAAAGAGAAAAUGUUGAAAAUAAAUAAGCCUGUAAAGUAUUAUAAGCAUGAAUCAUUUUAAAUUGUAAAAAUAAUUUUAGUAAUGAUUAGAUAAUACAACGGUUGCAUUUAAAACAAUUACUGUUAAAAUUAUUAUGGGUUUAAUUAAAUAAAGAUUUUUUUUUGAAAUGUG